AUGUCAGGAUCAACUACAACACCAAGACGCCCACCGAACGUUCCCUUCUUUCUAGUUCCCCCAGAACUAUUUUCAAUAGUCACAGAUGCUGCCCCCUUCCCUAUCUACCGUUGCUCCAGUGUGUCCCCCGAGAACCGGCCUUUUCUUAAAACUUUAAAUCUUAAAACCAUACUAUCUCUUACUGCCGAGAAGCCCUCGAAGCCACUCCGCGCCAUAUCGGAGGAGCAGAACUUGAACUUGGUCCACCUCGGGCUCUGGCAGCCUCGCAACCUGGAGGCUUCCCAGCCAUUAUCAAAGAGUGCGGUUGAAAAAACGUUACAAUUACUCACUACCGACAACCUACCGGCAUUAUUGGUGGACGGAGGUCAUGGGAUUUUUGUGGGCGUACUGAGAAAACUCAUGGGAUGGAACCAUACUAGUAUCAUUCUAGAUCGGUCCUUCGCAGGCAACCAUCCGAGAUAUGGAAAUGAGGAGUUUAUCGAGAUGGUUGACACUUCGCGGAUUAAUAUUCCCGAGGGAAUUGAGUUUCUAACUUGGCACGGUCCUAAGAGCAAUGAAGAGGACAAAGACGGGGAAAGUGAAGGAGAGGGAGAAAAGAAUAAGGGGGAGUCAAAGGAUGUGGGGGUUGCUAGUCGAUCUCUAGCUGAGCUAGUUAAGAAAUAA
Messenger RNA from Morchella sextelata, 663 nucleotides. RefSeq lists its product as uncharacterized. Bases 1 to 663 code for a protein of 220 amino acids. NCBI's taxonomy places the organism in Eukaryota, Fungi, Ascomycota, Pezizomycetes, Pezizales, Morchellaceae. Gene Ontology annotation, molecular function: phosphatase activity. The transcript is spliced from 3 exons. The record is from RefSeq and is a predicted model, not a curated record.